Coprinopsis cinerea okayama7#130 is the source of this 1470-nucleotide messenger RNA. RefSeq lists its product as hypothetical. The record is from RefSeq and is a predicted model, not a curated record. The transcript is spliced from 5 exons. Bases 1 to 1470 code for a protein of 489 amino acids. Lineage: Eukaryota; Fungi; Basidiomycota; Agaricomycetes; Agaricales; Psathyrellaceae.
AUGUCUGAGCAACCGGCCAGUGCAUCGGCGCCUUCAGAAGAGUACAAGGCAAUGAUGAAGAGUUUUCUCGACCUGCAAGUCACCGUGGAUGCUGCCAUCGCCCGUAAGGAGGACCUCGAGGCGAAGAUCAAGGCACCCAACACUGGUGCCAGCACGAAGGCUAGCCUUCGCGCUGAUCUUAACGCCACAGUCCGCACUCUUAACGUUGAUCGUAUGAAACUCGGUCGCAUCAAGAAACAACUUGUGAAGUUUCCUGAGGGUACUGCUUUGGUCGAGCGGUUGAAGGAGGAGAAGGAACAUGCGGCAAAAGAAGCAGUGGAUACUGGGAAGGAGGAGGAGAAUAUAGACAAGGGCCAGGGCAAGCGUCCUCUUCCAGACGAUCCAGCGGAGGAGGGAGCCAAGAAGCGGCGUGUUGGGGAUAAGGAAAAGCCGGGCGCACAGGAGUCUCUUAAUCCGAACCCCCCUGUCAAUGGUGGUAGCGAUUCAGAGUCCGAUUCUGAGACGGAGACUGUGAAGAAGCCUCGGAUGGCUGAUCGCUGGUACAAGCUGACCUCGGAGCAGCGACGUCGCUUACUGAAGAAGUACACUGCAGCGGUCCAGAACCUCCUCCGAUCCAAGUUCUCGCGUCUCCCACCCACCGUCCUUCGCACUUGGGCUCGUCGAGAACAAACGUUCUUUACGGAGCUUGGUUUCUUCAAUCGUUUCCUCGCAAUGUGGGCUUUUGUUAAAAAGGGGGAUUCGGUGAUGCGGUGUCAUUACCACGAGAUCAACGACCACUCGUGCAAGGUCAACGACAUUGCCGCUCACGAGGGAAAGACUAAGAACUCGUUCAAGGUCACUGGCGUCCCUUUUGAGUCCAUCACCAAGCCUCUCUUCGACCCCGUCUCACAACCCGCUGCUAAAGGUCUGAAACUCGACCGUCGACGCUCCGACUAUCCCAAUUCCUCCGACGAAGAGGACUCCACCGAUGCACGACCAGUUUACCGCACCAUCGAUGAUCUCUACCGUCUCUGUCGUGUUCGAAAUGGGCGUCGGAUUCUCCACUGUGGAUGCGAUCUGGAGGAAGCUCUGUUUGGGUUUUUCAUCUGGAAGAAAUUCGUUAACAUUCAAUCUCGCUCCCGUACAGAAACUGAAGAACCUUUCGAGAAGCCCUUGGACCCGCGCACGCGCCACUAUCUGUACGUCAUCUUCAACUCCUUUGGCCUCAAAGUCGACGACCUCUACACAUAUGACGAGAACGGCAAAAAACGUACCCAGCAAGAUAUCCUUUCCGCCAUUAUUCGCAGUAUCAAGGCAGCAUUUGCACCUCGCAUCCAAGAAGAACAGAGGGUCGCCGAAGAGGAGAAACGAAAGGCAUCUCGUUCUGCACCUCAAUACUGGGAGAUCGAUGACUCCAAAGAAAGGGACAUGUUCAACUUCGACGACGACGACGAGGAGGCGUUUAAGCGUAUGAUAGCUGAUCUGGAUUAG